Drosophila innubila is the source of this 1158-nucleotide messenger RNA. RefSeq names its product speckle-type POZ protein-like. Gene Ontology annotation, molecular function: ubiquitin protein ligase binding. The transcript is spliced from 2 exons. Gene Ontology annotation, biological process: proteasome-mediated ubiquitin-dependent protein catabolic process; regulation of proteolysis. The coding region runs from base 42 to 1007 and encodes 321 amino acids. NCBI's taxonomy places the organism in Eukaryota, Metazoa, Arthropoda, Insecta, Diptera, Drosophilidae. The record is from RefSeq and is a predicted model, not a curated record. Gene Ontology annotation, cellular component: nucleus; cytoplasm.
UAAUAUUAUUUAAAAUCUAUUUGAAAAGUAAACAAAUAUAAAUGGCUUGGAGUAAUACAUCGCACGAAUUUAAGAAUAUUUCUUACACAUGGACAAUUGAAAAGUAUGCAGAUUUACAUUAUUUAAGAGAGCAUAAAAAUAAAAAGUCACCCGUGUUUCCAAACAACGGAAGUGACCUGGAACUUUCUUUGGAGCUAAGUGUUGUCGAAACUAACAAAUACCAUACUGCUAUUACAUUGGACAUUAUCAAGAACAACUAUAAAAAGAUUGUCAAGUUAGAAAUUUGGUUGGGAAGAGAUCUUUCAAAUUAUAAACGCUGCAAAUUAGCUGAACGUAACUACAUACGCUAUACGGAUGCCGACCUAUCCAAAAGUGCUUCUUCGACCGAUGGCAACCUAAUAAUAACCUGUGAGAUAACUUUUAUGGGAGAACGUAAAGAUCAAAGUGGACAUGAACCUUUAAUCAAAAGCCCCAAUGUCAAAUUAGCUGAAGAUCUUGUCGCUAGUUUUGAUACAAAGGAAUUAUCAGAUGUUAUAAUCGUUACAGACGACGGAACUGAAUUACAACUUCAUAAGAAAAUUCUUUCAGCACAAAGCACAGUUUUUGCGGAAAUGUUCGAGCAUAAGAAUAGUGUCGACAUUAAGGAAUUCAAUUUUGAUGUUGUCUCGGAGCUGAUUCGAUUCAUAUACACAGGGAAAGUCCAGAAAUUGAAUGAGCUGAGUGGCGAACUUUUGGCAGCAGCUGAUAAAUAUCAACUCGACGAUCUGAAGACGAUAUGUGCCAAGUUUAUGGACGAUAAUCUGAGCAUAGAUAAUGCAGAUGCAGUGCUAAAGUCAGCCGAUCUUUACAAUUUGCCGGAUCUUAAGAUCAAGACCAUUCAAUAUAUUCAAAAUAAUAUUAAAAAAGAUACUUACGAAGCAAAUUACAAUAUAUUAAAUAUUUUGCUCAAUCAAAGUCUUCAGGAAUUAAAACUAGAUGAUUCAUCGAGCAGCCAAGGAAAUGAUUAAUAUUGAAACACAUACAUACACACAUAUAUAAUCGAACAUAACUUUAUGCAAUACUAUACUCAAACAGAUUUAUACAAUACAAUCAAACAUAACUAUACAUACUAUGUAUACAAACAGAUUUAUCAAAUAAAAGCAAUUUUUAUAAAUGGUA